CUGCAGAUGGCCAUAUUGAGUCGUUUUAUCUUAAAUCCAAUGGGAAACGCUUACUCGUGGGCAUGAUAAAAUACUUUAUCGUACCUGUCAUAGCUGGAGCAUGGAAAUUGCCAUUAAGGGCUUCCAUUUUAACGUAGUCAACUGAGUAGAGAUUCCUAUGAGUUGGGCACAAUCAACAUUAAGAUAAUUUAGUACUUUAAAAUGGCGCUUCCCAUGCGGUCACAGACGCUGUAAUGGCACGGAUACAAAGACAACUACUAUAUUGCUAUGGCCUGUUCACACGCGUGUAUGCCCUUGUACUACAUAUAAUGAUUUCGCCUCCUCCAGCCUGCCUUCCAUCUUUGAGGACAUGUAUUUCCAUUGUUAGUGUUCACUUGACUAUCUUGUCGAUAUAAUAGACACACUUCGAUUGGUGCCACGUUCGAAACAACUGGUAACUCGGAAAUCACCGACUUCAGUGUGUUCAAAACAAUUUGGAACUCGGGAAAAAAACGAGCUCCUACUGGGAAAAAUCGAUUUGAACGGUCUUCCAACUCGGGAACUCGGGCCUCUAAAUCUAGAUAGCGACCUGAAGAACACUGACGUCAUGAUUUUACCUCGUAUUUUUUUCCGAGUUCCCAGUUUGGAACGCAGCAUUAGAUCACAGGCCUGCGUCAUCAUUACGCGUUUUAUGUACACGGAAGUAGCCAGCAGAAAACCAAAAACAGGACGAAUACAGAAGGUAAUUUUUAUUUAUCCACCGCUAACAAACGUAAAUAUCCCCAUGUGUUUUCAUCACACGUUUAUCAAUGUCUCUUAUCAGAUAAUAUUGGCUUAUCAGGAUUGAUCUGCAUGCUGCCCUCUUGUAGUUAGCUUGUAUUAUCCUACCGGUGUGCCACGUUACCAAACAAAAUCGUACACUUUUGCAAAGGUUUAGUGAAAGUAUAUUUGCUUGUGGUGUUGCUACUGCUGUAAAGAACCAAAACGCAUAACUUGGGCAGAUCACAACCAAGAGUCGCUGUAGCGCGGCUAGGAAAGUAACCGAAAGGUUGCUCGUUUGAAUAGUUAGGCCAGUAACCGAAAGGUUGUUAGUUUGAAUCCCCGAGCCGACAAGGUCAAUAAAUCUGCCGAUGUGUCCUUGAGCAAGGCACUUAGUCCUACUUUCGCCAGGGUCACCGUUGAUAAUGUCAGACCUUGGCCGUAACCCCACUCUCCAAGGUUGUCUCAGGAAGAUUUGUGAUAUGCAAAAAAAGAUUUGUGAUAGGCACCAAACCCAAAUAUAAACACCCACCAAAUUAUUAUCAAUUGCACAGGUGACUGAAUAAUUUAUGACAAGUGAAAUUGACACUGCAUCAAUCCGUGUAACAUAGUGGAAUGGACUGGAUUUCAUGUUUCAGUAUGUUCUUUACACAUAUAUCCCAUACUCGCCCUCUCUCUCCCAAGGCUUUCCACUUGACCUCACUUUCAAUUCCACUAAACCUAGUCUUUUACCUCGUAUGCACUCCAUCUCUCUCCCAAUUCAAUUUAAGGGGCUUUAUUGGCAUGGGAAACAUGUUUACAAUGCCAAAGCACAAGUUCCAAAAUAAAGACAUGUUGAAUGACAUAUGUCUGUAUACAGUGUUGUAGCGAUGUGUAAAUAGUUCAAGUACAAAAUGGAAAAUAAAUAAAUAUGGGUUGUGUCUCUCUCUCUCUGUCCAUCUGGGUGUUGGUGUGUUGAGUUAUGCCCCAGAGAGGAUGGGCCAGGCCCUGUGUAUCUGUUCCCGCGGCUCCAUCACCAUUGACAACAAAAGAUACUACUUCAUCCAGAAACUAGAUGAAGGAGGGUUCAGCUAUGUGGACCUGGUGGAGGGGGUGCAGGACGGGCGUUUCUACGCCCUGAAGAGGAUCCUGUGCCAUGACCGGGAGGGUCGCCAAGAGGCUCAAACAGAGGUGGAGAUGCACCGUCUCUUCAGCCACCCCAACAUCCUGGGCCUGGCAGGGCACACCUUCAUAGAGAGGGGGGGCAAGAGUGAGGCCUGGAUACUGCUGCCCUACGUUCAGAAGGGCAGUCUGUGGUCAGUGCUAGAGAAGCUGAGGGACAAGGGCAGCUUCAUGCCAGAGAGACGCAUCCUGAAGGUCCUACAGGGCAUCUGUUCUGGACUGAAGGCCAUGCAUGACAGAGGCUACGCACACAGAGAUCUGAAGCCUACCAAUGUACUCCUAGAGGAGGAUGACAGGCCGCUGCUGAUGGACCUGGGUUCUAUGAACCGCUCCAGGAUGGAGGUCAAGGGGACCAGGGAGGCCAUGACAGUACAGGACUGGGCAGCUCAGAGGUGUACUAUAUCGUACCGCGCCCCUGAGCUCUUUAACGUGGAGAGCCACUGCGUCAUCGAUGACCGUACAGACAUUUGGUCUCUAGGCUGUGUACUGUACAGCAUGAUGUUCCUGGAGGGGCCCUAUGACAUGGUGUUCCAGAAGGGAGACAGUGUGGCCCUUGCUGUCCAGAACCCAGUUACCAUCCCUCAGCCAUGCAGUUACUCUGAAAGCCUACAGAACCUGCUGAGCUCCAUCAUGGUGUCCAACCCCCAGGAAAGACCCGACGUCAACUGGAUCCUGGACCAGAUACAGGACAUGACGUGUUCCAGCCCCAACACACAGACCAAUAUGGUAUGAUGCUCCUGAUCGGGGAACUAUGGCAAGCCUGGCUCCUCUCUGGUUCCCCUCUGGUUCCAACAUCUGUGGGUGAUGAACUUUGAACUUUAUGACCUCUGGACUGUUGUAAUGGCGACCCUGACCUCGUCGUUUUCCUCUAGUCUUAGAAGCUCAGGGGAUCCUACCCCAUACACACACACCCGCUAUUCGGCAGUUGAAACCACAUAGACUUAUGUCACAGGUGUUCACUGUCCUCCAUAUGCAUGUGCAACAAUAUGCUCCUACAUAGUGUCGGUCAGCUCCACAUCCAGCUCCCCUUGGGGAAAUUGAGAUUUGGGUGGAGCCAUUUUAUGACUGCUAGUGAAUAGGAAACCCCAUGGGUUAAACUAUCAUCAGACACUACGGUUGAAGGGGACAUCGGACCAGGAAAAGGACCUAUGGUAAAUUCCAGACAGACGGUUUCCAUGGAAAUGUACUCGGCCAUAUCUUAUAUCAGCUUCAAAGGGAUUUUAAUAAUAACUUGAUUCCAGACCUGGGUUCAAUACAUUAGUAUUUAUUAAAUACUUUUUCGGUGUAUUUGAGUAUUUUCAAAUACACAGGCCAAAUGUUAUUUAUUUAUUUGAGUAUUUCAAUGGUUAUUUGUAAAAACCAAAUAGUCGACUAAAUUGUAUUUGAAAGUAUUUUCAAAUACUAUUUUCAAAUACCUGGGUUAAAUGCAUGGGAGUGUAUUUGAGUGUUUUCAAAUAGUUUCCAAGUGUAUUUCCAAAUACAUUCCAAUAUUCAUCUAAUUGUUUUUUCAAAAAAAGGUUAUCUGAAUGUAUUGAAAAGCAAUUGAAAUACCUGAAAUAGUAUUUUGAACCCAGGUCUGAUUGAUUCAUCCGUAUCACAUCUGAACUUCUUUCAAGUCCAUCAUAACUGUAUUUAUUUGUUAUCACAUAAUGCUAUACUGUAGCAGUUCUCUAUUCUCCAUUUGUGACACGUUCAUUUAGGCCUGUAUGUAUUUGGCAAUACCUCACAUGAUUCUGUUUUGAGUGUCAAUAGGAAGAUAAGUUCAUCUGGUUUUAAGUCUCUCAGCAGGUUUUGCUCAGUUAACUCUCACUACAGUUGCUUGAUAGGAACUUUUUAAUGAUUGCUUUUUUAAAACUGUUAUUUUUGUGUGCGUCUAUUUAAGGAGCAAUGAUUUAUUUGUCCAUGUAAAUGCUAUAUGAAUAUGUUCUAAAUAAGCCAAUGAAGUUGGAAUGCAGGCGUUAAUGAUGAUUUCAAUGGAACAAUGUAGAAUGUACUGGAACUAUAAAUGGUGGUUGUUGGCUAUUUUGGACUGUUUGUAGCCUAAUUCAGCCCGUCCAGGAAUUUGCGAUAUUGUGAUAAAAUAAUAGGGAAUUGCAUAAUACUGUUAAUACAACACUGAAGGCUUUGCUUGUUUCUCAUAAGAUUGAUGUUGUAUAGGCAUUUUUUUAUUUAUUUUUUAUUUACAUUUGUGGUACAUCUUAAUUUGUUCUGUAUAAGAGGCCCUUUUCACAUACUUUUAGAGUUGUCUGAGGGCCUGACUUUCUUGACGUUGUCAUGUGGCUUUUAUUCCACACGGGGGAGCCGUGUCCUACACGUUGGUCAAAGCAGAGGGAGUCGGGGUCUCAAUGUUGUCUUACUUAGUUUGGCCAGACCUGUAGAUCUGAGAGACUCACUCAGUAUGUGAACAUAUGCAAAACCUCUACUCUGAUAAACACCAGGGAAUAAAAUGGUACUGAUUCUGA
Molecule: messenger RNA, 4361 nt
Organism: Salvelinus fontinalis (brook trout)
Lineage: Eukaryota; Metazoa; Chordata; Actinopteri; Salmoniformes; Salmonidae
Product: serine/threonine-protein kinase 16-like
Exons: 6
Coding region: 1714-2631 (305 amino acids)
Biological process (GO): protein phosphorylation
Cellular component (GO): cytoplasm; Golgi apparatus
Molecular function (GO): ATP binding; protein serine/threonine kinase activity
Source: RefSeq, a predicted model, not a curated record